CAGGCUUAACUUCAUUAACUAUUUCUAUCAACUGGAUUUUUUUUAGCUUUCAUAAAUUUAAGGAAGUUCUUGACAUGAGCAUGAAGGUUCUUACUUCUUUAUUCCUUUGGACAUGUGACAAGCCAAAGGGAGCCUAGCAGAAAGUUUGUUGAUGCAGAAUAUUAACUGAAGCCUUAACUUGUGAGUGCUGUGUUCAGUGAUUCUAAACUCCCUUAAGGAUUGCCUUAUAAGGAGAGCCUUGGAGUCAUCUCUCAGCACCAAUGUGUCUCUCAGCUUCCUAGGAACAAGUCAGUUUGUCUGAAAUGAAGCUCCCAAAUGGAGUGUAGAUCUACAAAGAAAGGAGAAAGCUGAAAAGAUGUAUCAGCAUCAAUCUUAUCAAAGCCGAACUGGCCUCCUUUCUUUUAGGACACCAUGUCCUUCAGAGAGACAAUUGUUUUUGCAAAGAGGAAGUGCCUCAGGUGAGCCUGGACUAGUUCUUUCAGCCGAUGCCAAGCCUAGAUUAAAAUGGACCCCUGAGCUCCAUGAAAGGUUUAUCGAUGCAGUGAACCAACUAGGUGGAGAAGAUGAGGCUACCCCGAAGACGAUCAUUAGGCUGAUGGGCAUUCCAGGACUCACUCUGUAUCAUCUCAAAAGUCAUCUUCAGAAAUACAGGCUCAGUAAAAAUCUGCAGGCUCAAACAAGCACUGGAAGCAUGAAGAAUUUUUUUGGUGAGGACAAUGGAUCAGCAACAAAUAUCAUGGCACCGGUGAACAAAACCAUGCAGAUAAAUGAAGCCUUCAGAAUGCAAAUUGAAGUUCAGCAAAAGCUACAUGAACAACUCGGGGUACAAAGACAUUUGCAAUUCCAGAUAGAGGCACAGGGAAAGUAUUUGCAGUCAGUGCUGGAGAAGGCUGAAGAGACACUUAGGCAGCAGAACUUGGGUUCUUCAGGGCUACAACUCUCAAGUGAAUACACUGAAGGAAAUGACAUCCAACACAUGCUACAACUAAAUCCAACCCAACUUGUUGAUUGCCCAGUGGAUAGUUGGCUGACCACAUCUGAGGGAUCCAUGGGGUUGAGAGCUGCUGCUGAUCAUCAAGAAGGGUUUUCCCUGAGCAUCAAACAGUUUGGAGGACGAUCUAAGUUCGAACAUACUCAACACGCGUGGUGUAGUGAUCCGAUUGAGCUGAAGAAAGCUUUAUCCAUGUCGAAAGAUUCAGCAUCAAAGAACAAGUUUCUUGAACAUCCAGUAACAAGAGAGAAGAAGUUGUACAGGACAGAAGAAAGCAGCGAGAUGGAUUUAUUCUGCCUUACCACAAAUUUAGAACUAAAAAUCUAUGAAGACAGUGGAGGUGCAUCAGGCUGUAAGCAAUUUGACCUGAAUGGCUUCAGUGGAGUUAAUACACGGAAAGGAGGCCCAUUCUGAGGCAAAAAGUACGUAUGGCUGUAUCUAGGUACCACAGAGAAUGCUUGAGAACAACUACUUGUCAUUUGAAUCUCUAGUAUAGUAAAUAAGAGUUUCAAAGCACUUUUCGUUUGUAGUAA
Molecule: messenger RNA, 1524 nt
Organism: Zingiber officinale
Lineage: Eukaryota; Viridiplantae; Streptophyta; Magnoliopsida; Zingiberales; Zingiberaceae
Product: myb-related protein 1-like
Exons: 7
Coding region: 356-1405 (349 amino acids)
Molecular function (GO): DNA-binding transcription factor activity; DNA binding
Source: RefSeq, a predicted model, not a curated record